AUGCACCAGCAUCCACGAUCGCCCAUGCCGGCGAGACAGCCAGGCCAACGAUUAUCAGGUCUAGCCAGGGACGAUGUCCCAAGAGACCAGGAUGAUGACCGACCGCCGUCAGGGGCCGCCUUGGACACAACGAGGGGUCUCGGAAUUGACCCUGGCGCAGAGGCUGCGGCUCCUGGAAAGGAAGCCAUGGCAAGGCUGAAUCAGAUCAUAUCCAAUUACCAUACAAAAGCUGCCUUAAUCAUUCUGCAAGCACGAGCUGAUCUUCCACCCGUCUUCAGCAAAGGGUCUGACACCCCAAGAGUCAACCGUUGGUUCAAUGUCGACCUUGACGAGACCGAUGAAUACCGAGAGAGCAUAAGGAAAUGGAAAACUUGCGAUGCCACCGAUAAUCGACCGCUGCCAAUGGUCAUUGAGACAUAUCUAGAUGCCAAGUCGUUGACAAAUAGCCAGACCCUCGUUCUCAUUGACAACAAUGGGAAGCGCUGGGAUGUGCUCGAGGCAUUGGCUGCGUCUCAAGACACGGUAAUCAAGUCAAGGCCCAAGGAAGUGGUUCUAGAAAGAUGGAGAGUGGAGCUUGGCCAGUCAGUUACAAGGCCACCACCUGAUCUAAGUGCAAUUCUACCGGCAGUCUACAAGAAGAGUAUCGUCCUGUUUCGGUCCCUGCACGCAUAUGCUAAAUUCCUUCCAACCUGGAAGAUAGUCAAACGAGCUGGUAUUAUGCGUUCAAACCCCGCCUUAGAAGUCAAGUAUCGAAUUCGUGAAGCUCGUGAUGAAGAUCAGACGUUAGGUUUCGAUAACCUGACUCUUCCCCUACAAACAGGAAACGAAAAGGUUGUCGAAACCUACUCUUUUGGUACCACAGACUCACCUGCUGGUCCAUUCUCGAUUCAAGUUACCUACCGUUCAAAUGUUGAUUUUAGAGUUGAUGACUCGGAAUCUCUCCUGAGUUCGCGAUUUAUGGGUGCUGAUGACACUUAUUUUCUGCCUUCGUUGCCGUCAGAAGAAUCCAAUAAACUAGCUGCGCAAGAACCAGGGUCCCUGCCUGUACGUAGGAAGGGCAUGGAAAAUCCUGAUCGUAGCCAGGCAUAUGGUAGCCUCUCAACCUUCCACCAGGUAGGGCCAACAACUGGCGCUAGUCCUAUAUCAACCUUGAGGGCUGCUCGAGAUCUAGUUGGCACAUCCCCGUCUUCAGCAUCCCCUCCCCCCAGGCUUCUCCCCGCUGCCAAAAUCGGGUCAGGAAGUCGCACUGCUGCAAUAGCCAAUGAAAGCAGCUCAAGCAUGGCGAGACGUCCUUCGGUGUCAUUCAAUCCUUUCAAGGCUCCGCCAUUAUCCGCAUCGCCAUCUUUAGUUGAUCCACCUCUUGGUGCGUCACCGCGCGCAGCUACGGCCCGUACUGCAUCAGGGAAUCCUAGCGAUCCUAGGGCGAUGCUUCCACCUACGGUUCCAGCUUCUGCAGGCCGCGCAUCUGCCGCAGAACAAAUAAUAUCAUCUUCAGCGUCUAGCUCACCUCGGCCAGGUCCAACAUCAAAAUAUAGCAGCUCCUUCAGUCAUCGAAGAGGCAGGCUGUCAUCUGGUGGCAACGCACGUAUAGACGAGGACAACACCUCAAGUGGGAAAGCAAGUGCGACAUCAUCAAGUGCUCAGCCUGGAUCGGGUAUCUUAGCAGAACCAACUGGCACGAGUGGGGAGUCACUGCAUACUGACGACGAGAAUAUAUCCGACUUCCUUAAGAUGCUGGACAUGAGAAAAGAUCUUCUGAAUCCCGUCAGAGCUGCGGCUGUGGAUGCUGCAACUCGCAGGACAUCUGCUGCAUUGACUCGGUUUCAGAGAAUGCGAGAUUCAAAUGCUGCCCUUUCUGAUUCCAUGUCCUCAUCCCUCCUUCUCCAACGAUCAUCAGCAUCAUCCAGUCGACAAUUAUCUAGUGUCCCCGCAAUGGUUGCCGGUACAUCAAUAUCUACCGCUUCAUCUCCGGGGAAGCCUAUUUCGCCACAUACUCCCCAUACACCUGCCAUCCCCUCUCGUCUAAGUUCCAAUAGUAUUGUCAACUAUAACGACAGAGAGGGAGAUUCUCCUCUACGACAACCAGACGCUGAACAAGAUUCUCAGCCUGAAGAGAGUACAAGUUACGACACAACGCAUCGUUCCACUCGCCCAGGUGCUAACGCAAUUGACAUCCCUAAAUCUCCUAGACCCCUUGGCCCCAGUUACCGGCGUUCGAGUUCUGCUGCUCAAAACCGUCGAAUUAGCACUGGCGGUGGCACUGAUGAGGAAGAAAUCUUUCCUUUUGCAUUGAGAAGUGUCUCGUUAGGCGCGGAGGAUCGAACUAAUCUGAGUCUUAGCACUCGACUUCGCCAACAAGAUAACGAGAAUAUAGGUGCUGGCGGCACCGGUCAACAAGAUGCAGAAACCGCACCUCCUGCAGACGAAGCUAACAACAAUGCUCUACGCGAUUUUAGUUCCCAGCGAGGUGGCUAUGGGGCUAGCGCUGCAUCAUCAAAUCAUCCGUAUCAGACUCAUUUGUCUCAUAGCCGGGGACGAGGAUCCUCUGGGGCGCCACCAUCGAAUGGUUCUGCCUCCGGUAGCCUUUCCCGCGGAAGCGCGAUACCGUCACAUUUAAGUGAACGCGAACGUGAACGUGAUACGAGUGCCAGUGGAAGUAACAGCGGAAAUUCCUUUACAGAUAUCCGACGCGGAACUGGCCAUCGGAGUGGCUCUGGACGCUCGACUGCACAGCACGCAACGGCGUACGAAGAGGAUGAGCCUCUCUUAUUUACAAUGAGUGAUUUUGGCGCAUCAAGAAGGAGCCUGGAAGAGGGUAGAAGGGGUAGCGUGGGUGGUGAAUCGAGUGCUACGUCUGGAGGGUCCAGGCGUGGUAGUGGACGACGGAAUCCUGGAACAACAGGUUUCCAUGCUUGGCAAUGA
Messenger RNA from Talaromyces proteolyticus, 2922 nucleotides. RefSeq names its product putative autophagy protein Atg13. Lineage: Eukaryota; Fungi; Ascomycota; Eurotiomycetes; Eurotiales; Trichocomaceae. The transcript is spliced from 3 exons. Bases 1 to 2922 code for a protein of 973 amino acids. The record is from RefSeq and is a predicted model, not a curated record. Gene Ontology annotation, biological process: piecemeal microautophagy of the nucleus; mitophagy; autophagosome assembly. Gene Ontology annotation, cellular component: extrinsic component of membrane; cytosol; Atg1/ULK1 kinase complex.